AUGUUCAAGAAAUUCUCAAAAGAGGAUAUCCAUUCAAGGUCGAACAUAAAGUCCUCUGUCCAAAGAGGCCUUAAGCUGAACUUCACCAAUUCAUAUCCAAAACUAGAGGGAGCAAUCGACAAUAUAAUACCGAAGAAAUCGCAAGUUAUCUUGAUCAAAUGUGAAGGAAAAAUUCUGUUAUAUUCAGUUAACAAGCAAGCAAAUGAACAAGACUCUGACUCGAAUUCUAACUCUUCUAAUGAGAUUGUGUUGUUCCAACAUUUUGACGAUAUCGUUCCUACUUUGAGGAUUGUACAUAAAUAUCCCGAGUUGUUUCCUCGAGUUCAAGUAGAUCGGGGUGCAAUUAAAUUUAUUUUGGGAGGUGCAAAUAUCAUGUGUCCCGGAUUGACUAGUAAAGGUGCUCAAUUACCGGAAGAGGAUUGGGAAGAAGGUACCAUUGUUACUGUUUAUGCAGAGGGGAAAGAAAAUGCAUUGGCAAUAGGUAAAUUGACAAUGAGUAUUAAUGAUAUUAAAAGCAAGAACAAAGGCGUUGGUAUUGAGUUAUUACACUAUUUAGGUGAUGGAUUAUGGAACCACAGUGAGAAUUGA
Molecule: messenger RNA, 588 nt
Organism: Lodderomyces oxycetoniae
Lineage: Eukaryota; Fungi; Ascomycota; Pichiomycetes; Serinales; Debaryomycetaceae
Product: translation machinery-associated protein 20
Exons: 1
Coding region: 1-588 (195 amino acids)
Biological process (GO): formation of translation preinitiation complex
Molecular function (GO): RNA binding
Source: RefSeq, a predicted model, not a curated record